UCAAUUCCGAGUCAGUCGUUGGCAAGAUGGAUGACGACGAUGUGUUGAAUCAAGAUAUAUGCCGGGUCUGCCGCUCUGAAGCAACGGCUGACAGGCCUCUCUUCCAUCCAUGCAUUUGCACAGGAUCAAUAAAGUUUAUUCACCAAGACUGUUUAGUACAAUGGCUUCGGUACUCUCGAAAAGAGUAUUGCGAGCUAUGCAAACACAGAUUCAGCUUUACUCCAAUUUAUUCCCCCGACAUGCCCAAUCGAUUGCCAAUAGCAGAUAUUUUAUCUGGCUUAGCCAGAAGUAUGGGAACAGCAAUAAGAUACUGGCUCCACUACACCCUUGUAGCAGUCGCAUGGCUUGGAGUUGUACCUCUGACAGCUUGCAGAAUUUACCGGUGCCUCUUCACAGUGUCAGUUGCAUCACUGUUUGAACAAGUCACUGACUUACUUUCUACGGAUAAUUUGUUAUCAGACAUUUUUCAUGGAUGUCUGGUCGUCACAUGUACACUCUCCGCCUUCAUCAGCCUUGUGUGGCUAAGAGAACAAAUUUUACAUGGCGGUGGACCUGACUGGUUAGAUAUUAGGGAUCAU
This is a messenger RNA of Hyalella azteca, 578 nucleotides long. Its product is annotated as E3 ubiquitin-protein ligase MARCHF6. Gene Ontology annotation, molecular function: zinc ion binding. Lineage: Eukaryota; Metazoa; Arthropoda; Malacostraca; Amphipoda; Hyalellidae. Gene Ontology annotation, cellular component: endoplasmic reticulum membrane. The transcript has 5 exons. The record is from RefSeq and is a predicted model, not a curated record. The annotation marks the transcript as partial.